Molecule: messenger RNA, 1041 nt
Organism: Arabis nemorensis
Lineage: Eukaryota; Viridiplantae; Streptophyta; Magnoliopsida; Brassicales; Brassicaceae
Source: the annotation of a GenBank genome assembly
AUGGGUUAUUUCUUGAAUUGCGUUCGAUUUCAUGUCUCUUCGACGGUCACCGAAAAACCCAGAACCAAAGUAGGAUCUUUGACCGUCUCUGGUGUGAACUGUUACAGUUGGGAUGACUUGGAAGCUCUCACUUCUAAUUUCUCUAAACUGAUUGGCUCUGGUGGCUACAGCAGUAUCUACAUGGCUCGCUUGUCUGGUUCCGACAAGGGAGCUCUCAAGGUUCAUGUUAGCAGCCACCGUCUUUACCAGAUCUUUAAAGUCGAGCUCGAGAUCUUGCUUCAUCUUCAACAUCCCAAUAUUGUUAAACUUCUCGGCUACUUCGACGAUUCAGAGGAAAAUGGUGCUCUUCUUCUCGAGUAUCUUCCUCAAGGGAAUUUACAGGAGAAGCUAAAUAGCAACAGCAAGCAAGUCUUGCCAUGGAGGAACCGUAUCGCCAUUGCGUUUCAGCUAAUUCAAGCCAUUGAACACAUUCACGAGAAAUGUAGCCCUCAGAUUGUGCACGGAGACAUCAAAUCCUCCAAUGUCCUCUUGGACAAAGACUUUAAUUGUAAGCUUUGCGAUUUCGGGUCAGCUAAAGUCGGGUUCUCUUCAAUGGUUCAGCCUCCUACGAUGUCGCCUAGAUCCAAACAAGUGAUGAUGGUGGGAUCUCCGGGUUACACAGACCCUCACUACUUGAGAACCGGUAUUGCUUCGAAGAAGAUGGAUAUAUAUGGGUUUGGAGUUGUGGUUCUUGAAUUGGUUUCUGGAAAAGAAGCGGUUUCUGCUGAGAGAGGCGAGAUGUUAGUGCAUACAGUGGCUCCACUUCUCCAUGAAAUUCUCGAUUCAAGUGUGGACAUCAAGGAAGACUAUGUGAGACGGUUUUUGGAUCCGAGGCUGUUAAGAGAUUGUAUUGAUAUUGAUGAGGUGAAGACAAUGCUGAGUGUGGCUGCGCUCUGUCUCCGUAGCCCACCAUCUCUAAGACCUUCGGCUUCUCAAGUGUCGGAAACACUUGUACAGAAAAUCCCAUCUUUGAGCUUCCUCGGAGUGAAGAACACUGUAUAG